This is a messenger RNA of Lymnaea stagnalis (great pond snail), 7852 nucleotides long. The record is from the annotation of a GenBank genome assembly. Lineage: Eukaryota; Metazoa; Mollusca; Gastropoda; Lymnaeidae.
GGGAGUUUACUUUUUUAUUAUCAAAAUGAAAGCAUGACAUGACUACCUUUUGGUGAAUUAUAAAAUACAAUACAAUGUCGGGAAAUAAAAAAAAUAUCGUUCCUUGUAUUGCAUGGGUAAAGCAGGGAUGCGCCAAACAAAAUCCAGAUAAGGUAUGAUAAUAAAAAGUUUUAGUAUAUUUAAGUAUAUUAAGACAGUUUUUUAAAAAUAGUUACAGCUGUUUUUUUUUGCCAUUUAUUUUAAGACUCGGCUGCCAGUUAUCGAUGAUUAUAGUAAUAGUAAAUUGAUGAUUUCGAUAGGCCUAUUGAUGCCUAUAUUAAUAAAUGAUCUGUUUGAAAUCAGCUCUAGCGCUUACCCUUAGAAUUUAGAAGACCCUGUGUCAUUGAACUUUCUGACUUUUCCUAUCCCGUAUUCCUUUGCCUUUACUAUACUCUAUUACCGUGGCCGUGACCAGUGUGGGUGUGAUGGUGAUGGUGCCUUCAUUCUGUUAUUAUUCUCAUACCUGAUACUGUCACUCUUAUUGAUAUUGCUACAGACUACAGAUCCAAGGACAAUGGCCAUGUCUUACAUUUAUGUUUAAAUUUUAAAAAUUAUGUUAUUGUUUAACAACUUUUUCCUAGAAGAAAUAGAGUAUACCUUAAAAAUUAUUAAAAGUAUUAGUCAAUGUCAGUAUUAUAUAUAAUUAAUAAGUUAAGUAUAUUUUAAAUCACACUCUGUCACAGCUCACUUGCACAUAUUAAUUUUUAAUCUGUGACUGUUAGAUUAAUUUUAAAUUUCAUUAUUCCUAGAUCACACUAGAAAAAGAGGAACUCAAAAGAAUCAUACAGGAAACCCAAGAGUGAGUAAUUCUUUUGACUAUUAGAAAAUGUUCUCUGUGUAUUAUAAAUAGGUGUUAUAAUUUAUAGGCCUACACUACAGCCUACUUGUUCUAAUUCUAAAGUCUAAAGCCUGUUCAUAUAUAAGCGCCCUCCCCCCCCUCCCCACAAUUUCCUUUAGUUUUCUGAUUCUGAUAGACUACGUUGAUGCAACCAAGUACUGGCAUAUGUGCAACGGUUUCGGAAACGUUGCAGCUAGCCUAACCGCUCCUAGCGGGUACCAGGGCAGCCUUUAAACUCUUUAGUGAUUUCAAGUCCACGGCAGCAUUGUUCAGUUGGUUCCAAGCAAUCACUAUUCGUGGGAAGAAUGAUUGUUUAUAUUAAACUGUGUUACAUUGAGGCACAGUGAAGCAUUUAUCAUUGUUCCGGAUGUAACUUCUCAUGGAGUUGUCAGAGGUGAAGUCAGUGUUUAUUGAGUAUUUGGGUCUGAUUAAGCGACCUGGCUUCUGCUGGGUUAUAUACAUGUUAGCUGGAAUGGCCAGCACUAGCCCAGUGACCACUUUAUAGAGAAAUGUUAGAUGGAGCUUUUCUCGUCUGUCUUUGAGGGAGGGGAUGUCAAAUCUUAUUAAGAGGUCAGUGACAAAGCCAGGAGUGGUGGUUUUGAAGUCACUUGCGAUGAAGAACACUGCAUUGCGUUGUAUUCACUCCAUUUUGUCCACAUCUUGCUUUAGGUAUGGGUCCCACAUUAUCGCACCAUAUUCUAGUAGCGGACGGACGAGUGAGGGAUAGGCAUUUCGUUUGCAGGAUGUUGGGCAGUGGCGCAGAUUUCUUCGAAUGAAACAAGUGUGGAGUUGGUUUUUUUUUUAAAUUUUGUUUUUAUGGGGUGACCAUUUUAGAAUUCCAAGGUAUGGAUUAUUUGGAGAAUGGUCUUGUUUAGAGAGUACAUAUAGGUUGAUGUUUUUUUUCUUGAGAUGCUCAUUGUGUAGCAUUUGGUUUAGAUAAAUUUCAUGCCCCAUUUGUCCACCCAUUUCAUAAGGCACUUCAAAUCUGCUUCAAGGUGGUUGUGGUCAUCAUAAUUUUGGUUGGGAAAAGCCUGAAAAGUGUAUAACCCGCUUAAAAGCAGACCCCAGGCAUUAAAUAAUAUUCUAGUUUAAGCAAAAGAGUACUAAAGAAUUAAUUGUUGUUUACCUCCAGACUUAUUAAAGUAAAUUAUUAUUGUGUAACUAAAAACACACUAAAACCAAUAAACAAAGCAGUGUAAUUUAUAAUACAGCUUUGCAUGUUUAACCAUAGUUGAACUUUUCUAAAAAUAGGCGAUUGCUGCAUGGAAAAAAAUAUGUGGUACCUUGUAUUUCCUUGUGUUUUCUGCUAUAUAUAAUCAAUAAAAAAAUUUCAUAAGUGCAGAUUGCAUUAUUAAAUUAUAUGUAGUCAUGUAAUGUAACAAAUAUAGGUCGGGUUAGGGAGUUUUACAAAAACCUUUUGAAAAUAAGAGUUGUUCUAUUAUAAAAACCGAUUGCAACUGCUACUAUGAUUUUAUAAAAUAUACUCUGAAUUUCAUUAUUCCAUGAAGUAAUUGAAUUUCAUUAUUCCAUGAAGUACUCAGAUAUUUUAGUCAACCACGGCAGCUGAAAAUGAGGACAAAACUUGUGACCCAAUUUUUCUCAGGAAUAUAAAGUGAUUUCAGUUUUUUCAAAAAAAUUUUCUGUAAUAGAAUCAAUGUACCUAGAGAAAAUAUUAUGAAAAUCUCCUGUGACCUGCUCAUAAUUUGACCACCCCACUUAUUUCAAAGUGCUAAGGAUUAAUUUCAGGAAUUUGAUUAUGAUAAUCUGUUUAACAUCAAUAUAUUUUCAAUAAACAAUUUUAAAUUUCAUUUUUUAGGAAGCUGAUUGAUGAUGAAAAUGCAUCCAAUGAUGAUGCUGAAAGUGAGGAUGAUGAAGAAAAGGAAUUUUCAGCUGCUAUAAAGAAGGCAACAAAAAUGGCUGCUAGCAUAAAAAAUAAAUCCCAAGACAGACCUGUCAAAAAAAGGAAGCAUAGUGAUGAAAAUGGUCAGGAAGAUGAAGACAUAGCAGCUAAAUAUGGAUUAGAUGACUAUGAUGAUGAUGACAUGUGUAGGUUUACAAUUUCUUUCAUGCUUGUUCACUUUCAUAACAACAAAAAACUUCGAUUUUUGAAUAUCAUGAUGGGAAAAAUCUGUAUUUAAUAUUAAUGCACCAUCUUUCAUUUUUUAACUUAAAGGCUUGAAAUUUGCACUUUAUCUUAGCUUGUUUUAAACAAAUAUAAGAGAUGUUUAAAAAAUUAAUAAAAUUUGCCAUUUUUAACAUAAAGACUCAUUAUUUUACCUAAUUGUUUGAAUCUUAUUAAUUUAUUUUAUCCAAAUCUUUAUGGAAAGCUACUGAUUAUUUACAUGGAAUUGGAGGACUAACACCAUUUGCAUCAAAUGAAGAAGACCCCUACAUCACACUAAAAAAUGAUGUAAGUAGCAUUGUAAAAUUAAGUCAUCCUUAAUGAACCUAACAAUGAUAAUUUCAUACUUACAUAUUGUAAAAUAAUGUUGUGUCUCUGAAUUAGCUCUGUUAAUUAUAUCUGUCAUAAUUACAAAGGUGUGUUAAAUGUCCAUUAGUUUAGUGUUCUUACGCAGAUACUUUAUUAGUAAAUUUAAAAUUUAUUUCCUGUUUAGGUUGACAGUGAUGAUGAGGAUUUUAUUCUUAAACCUUCUGACAAUCUCAUUGCCUUAGGCAGAAUAACGGAGGAGGCAGCUGUACUGGAAGUACACAGUAAGACUUUUUGAAUGAAAUAAAUGUCCAUUUGUAAAUUUUGUUGCUCUUUUUUAUUUUUUAACUAGAAAUCAAUAUUUGUAAUAAAAUUUUUACUUCAUGGUCAAUUGUUAAGUUUUUUUAAUAAUACAUUAUAUUAUUUUAAAUUAUAAAAGCCUUAAGAUGUCUGCUAAUAGAUGAGAGUUUGUUAAUAAAAAUAACAACAUAAUUAGUAGCAAACUGUUAAUCAUUCCAAUUUCAGUUUACAAUGGAGACCUGAAUAAUCUUUUUAUUCAUCACGAUUACAUUCUCCCGACAUUCCCACUUGUACUUGAGUGGUUGGAUUAUGACGUGGCUGAUGCCACUAAGGGUAAGUGAAGCCUUAUUUUUCAUGUUGACAUUUUUGUUUUUUCUUCUUAUUUUUAACUAUUCUAAAAUUAAUAGAUUUAUAUAUUUGUUAAAUAAGGAUUAGUAUUUAUAUCCCAGCUAUUGGUAAACCAUACAGUAUUAUCUGAUCAGCUCUCGCUUGUAGGAUAAACAAGAUUAGUGCUUAGCUGGUGACUUAGAAAUGCCAUAUCUGUACUGAUAUGCAGAGACCCAACUGUUCAAAAAGGCAGCUUUCCCUUGGAAGCUUUAUGUUUAGCAUAAAACAUAAAUCAUAAUGUUAAGAAUGACGUUCUCCUUAAUAGAUACAUAAAAUUCGAAGUUUUGAAAAUAAAUAUCAGCAGUCUUUUUAACUAUCUGAAAAUUACAGAAGUUAAAUUUAAAAUCCACUAUAACAAUAUAGCAUGCUAUAUAAAUCAUGCCAAUAAGUCCGAACAAUAUCUUGAACUGAUUAAUUUUCAUUGCAAAAUUUAAAAUGAUAUACUGAUAUACUAGCUUUUUCAAUCUUUAGUUCUUGACUAUUUACCUGAAUUUCCUCAGGAAAUUUUGUUGCAAUGGGAACCAUGGAGCCAGACAUUGGAAUCUGGGACCUGGAUGUUGUUGACUCCUUGGAACCAGUUGCAGUUUUAGGAGGGAAAAGGAAACAAAGCAAAAAGAAAAAAAUGAAAAAGGUAAAAAUUUACUGUACUAUUUCUCCUCAACUAAAUAUUUUGUUUUUUAGUUAGAUUUCAAACACAUAAUACAUAAUAAGCAAGAGUCAAGAUUUUAACUAGCAAAUGAUGAAAAUAUGUUUACAAUUUUUUACAAUCUUCUCAACAGAAAGAAGUGUUGGCUGAAGGUCACAGCGACUCAGUUUUGGAUCUUUCAUGGAAUAAAAAUGUUAGGUCAGCAGUCUUAAUAAUAUGAAAACAGAACCAAGCAGUUUUGUGCAGCGUUUUUUUCUGAUUAUCUAAUUUUAGAAAUUAAUUAUCUAUAUAUCAAUUUUUAUUUUGUGUCUAAAAUAGCCUCAAAAUCCUUAAGGAAAUUGUAUAAUAUGCAUACAAUUAUUUUAUUAAGUGCUUGAUAUACAGAUAACAAUCGGAAGGACAUAAAAAGAAGAAGUUUAGAAACAGUUCAGGGUAAACAUCUUGUGGGAGUCCUAUUUUAACUGUACAGUGUAUUAUUCAUUUUAGGAAUGUAUUAGCUAGUGCAUCUGCUGACAAAACUGUGUGUUUGUGGGACUUAUCUGAAGGAAAGGUGGUCUCAACAUUGAAACAUCAUGAUCAGCAGGUCAGUAGAAUUAUUUUCUGUAAGCUACCAGAGCCACUUAAAAAAAAAAUUAACUCAUUAAUAAUCACCAACUAAAUCAUUUAAAAACUUGAGUCUCAUCUCACUAUAGACCAUCAGUAUGGAAAUCAUUUUAGCCUGAUCAUAUUGUUUAAAAUUAUGUUUCUAUUUGUUUAUCUCAGGUUCAGUGUGUUAGCUGGCACCCAGUCGAGCCACAGUCUCUUCUGACUGGGUCUUUUGAUAAGUAAAACAUUUUUAUCACAUGGUCUUUUGAUAGUUAAACAUUAUAAAUGUUUGUUCUUUAAUUUUGCCAUGGGUCUUUUGAUAAGUAAAACAUUUUUAUUACUUGGUCUUUUGAUAAGUAAAACAUUUUAAAUAUUUUUUCUUGAAUUUUGCCAUGCUUCAAUUAUUUUUAAUUACUUUCAAAGUACCUUUUAGUUACAAAUUUGAUAUUUAAACAUUUAUUUAUUUUAUUCUUAACCUGUAGGUCCUUGCCUUAAAGUUGCAAAAAAAGAUUGUUGAUAUAAUAAUAUGAAUACAAGAAAAGAUUCUGAAUUAACUGACACUUACAGACACAUGAAAGACUCAUGUUUUUCUUAAACUUAAAUAUGCUAUAAUAUUUGUCAUUAUUUUAAAGCUGUGCUGCUGUGAUAGACUGCAGAAGCCCAGGAGAAAAUGUAAAGAAAUGGAAAUUUGAUGGUGAGGUGGAAAGAGCCAUCUGGAAUCACUUUUCACCUUUUAACUUUUUGGUAAUAUUUAUUUAUUGAAGAAAUUGUCUCACAAAGCUUUUGAUAUAAUCACGAAAGGUUCAGAUUUAUUUGUGAAAAAAACAGUUUGGAAACAAUUUUAUUUAAGAAUUUCAGCCUUUAAUUAUGAAAUAAAAAUUUCAAGAUAAAAUUUUAGUAAAUUGAGUUAGUUAACAUUCCUAAAAGCAUCAUUUCAUUUAUUCUGUUCAAGCAAAAAUAAGAAAUGACCAUACUAUUCAGCUAAAACCAGUUUUUUUAAUGAUUGAAAAUGUAAAAUUUAGGCCAGUACAGAUAAAGGCAUGCUUUAUGAAGUUGAUGUUCGACAGGAAAAACCAUUGUUUACACUUUCUGCUCACGAGGAAGCUGUCACAGGUAAAAAAUAAAUGACCCACUAAUUUUAUAUUUAUUGUUGUUCCUUACCCUCACCAAACAUUUGUAUUGAAACAUGGUUAUUAUAACUAUUUAAUCCAUUAAAACAGUGGUACAUAUUGAUCCUAGCUACCUACAAAUAAAGUAUAGAAAUCUAUGAUAAGAUUCUUUUAUUGAUCUAAACAAAGGGAAAUGUUUUUUGAUUGCAUUGUCCAUUUUCAGCACAUAAUUAAACAAUUUGAACAAAAAAAAAAUCUACAUUAAAUUAUUUCACUAGUGAAAAUAACAGCCAUUCAGUAAAUUCUCUUAGCCAUAUCAGGGUCUUAUUUAUUUCUAAAUUAAGAUUUGUGACUUCAGGGGGAGCACGCUGGUAUAUUUGUACAGAUUGGGGAGUAAAAGAAUUUUUAUAUCUUUCAGUCCUCUCCCCGAUAGAAAGAAUUCGCCCCGAAUGGGCCGAUCCAAAGUGUUGUGGAAGAUAAAUUUUUACAGAACUGUGAGAAACCAGAGCAUUUAUCUAUCAUCCUUAAUUUGGGGAACAUAAUUCUACAUUUCAGGUAUGAGCUUAAGCUCACAGAUCCCAGGUUUAUUGGUAACGACAUCACCAGAUAAGCACCUUAAAGUCUGGGAUAUCAAGGAUAGUAAGCCAUCGCUUGUUCUCAGUCGCAAUCUGAAAAUGGUAGGAAAUGUUUUUUUUUAACAAUCUGUAAUCAUUGUUACAAAAUCGUAAAGGAUGAAAUUUUGACAUGCUAUGCUAUAAAAUAUUCACAUGUCCUAACAUUAUAAACAAUUUUUUAAUAAAAUAUUUUAAAAACUUUUUUCUAUAUUCUUUUGCUAGGACAUUAUUCACUGUGUGUCUUGCAACCCUGAUCAUCCUUUUGUGUUUGGUAUUGGUGCUAAUAAGGAUUUCAAAGUAUGGGAUAUCCGUGAGAGUGCUGCAGGUAAGUGGUAAACAUCAGGCUUUCGUAAAAACUAGACUAUUAGAGUAACUGCCUUUUUAGUAACUUCAAUUGAAAUUUAACGGUUACUUUCCUUAAUUCCUCAAUCAGUAAAAUAAAAUUAGGUACCAUUUCAAGUUAUAUAUGAAACAUUAUAAUUAUUGGUUGUAACUAGAUUUUUAACUAUUAAAUUCUUGCAUUGGUAAUCAGGAUUAAUCCUUUCCAACUCUGAACUAUUUAAUUUUCAAAAUUAUUUUUUUAAAAUCUAUAGUUUUGAUGAUCUGGUAUUUUUUUUAGUGAGACGUCACUUUUUGGAUCGGAUGCCUGCCCCACUAGCUGAUGAAUGUGCUGCUGAUGAUGAGGAUCUUCCAGAAGAUUCUGCAGCUGAUGGCAUAGCCAACCUAAACAUGGAAGAUGCUGAAGACGCUGCAGAGGAAGAAGAAAUGCUUGCAGGGGACAGAGGUAGUAAGAAAUCGGCCAAGUCUACUGCAGAUGUUGAUGGACAAGGGAAAAAGAAAAAGAAAAAAAGAAAGAAGAAGAAGAAAAAUGCUAUUUCCUUGUAAUAAAGCUGUACAAAGACUCAA